AUGCGAAUCCAUCACCACCAUAUCAACUCAGUCGAGUUUAAGAGUCCAUUUGCUCCACUUCACCUCGCAGUCGAAGAUGAAGCACAACUUGAAGCAGUAGCACGAAUAUUUGUUCAGAAUACUGUUGCACAGUACGAAAAAUUUAUCGCGCAGGAUCAACGAAAAGUCGAUUGUACCCAGUGGAAGCGUAUCAAGCAUGAACGAGACCUGCGUGUAUUCCUGCAACGUCGACAAAAAGAAGUUGAGCGACGUAAACGACGCCACCAGCGACUUCGCAGUAUUCGACCUCGCAACUCUGAAGCUGUCCAUUUCUCAGACUCUGAUUUAUGCAGUUCCAGCGUUGGUAGUCGCAACAGCACUCGCAGUAGUGUCUCCAGCUUAUUUGAUCGACGUACUGGCAGUUUUGCAAGCAAUUUCAGUCAAACCAAUGGCUCCGAGAGUAGGUCACCCGUAUAUAGCGACGAUUCUGAUAGUUUUGUUGGACCGUCGACACUGGAGAGCGUAGAGUUACCAGUUCUUCAGCUCGUCGGCUCUGUGCCAGGAUCGAUGGAUGAUGCAAUGUACGGCUCUCUGGGCGCUACAGUAGACGCCAUGCGUGUGAAAAGUGCUUACGAGCGCAAAAAUACGACAGCUAGUGCUGUACUUGCUACGAUCAAUACUCCGACUACAAAUGACCCGUUUCGAUCUUUAACGGUCAAGUGGAUUGAACAGGAAGGCCCAACCAUCGAUCAUCAUCGAUUCCACCCCCUUCACUACCCAAUCACGUUUCCUGGGGCAGGUACUCGCGAAGAUUUAGUCUUUCUGGAAGCAACUGGUACCACCCGGUUGAUCACAGGGGAGCGAAUCGGGUAUCAAUUGCGCCAUUCGGUCCAUUUUCCCCAGACUCAUAUUCGACAGAACGUGAGACGAGGGAAUAUGUCUACAUGUACCCUCUUUCGCGACGGAGACGCCAAAAGUCUCAAUGCUUCGGAUGGUCCAUGUCGUGGAUCUGUCGAAGUCUUUGCACGUACUUGUUUGAGUGGUGGAAACGCUGCAGUUCGAUCUGCUAUCACCCAAUUGGCAGCCACUGGUGCUGUUGUGCUUUGUGGGCGCAUGAAAAAACUAGCAUGGAUGUUGGCACAGCGUCAGCCGCCAACCCAACACAUGAUGGGUUGUAUUGCUCAUCAAAAUAGCCUUGCGAGUCUCACACACUCUAUUCCACCACAAAAAGGUCGACAUGGAUCGUUAACUGUCACAGUUCCUGCUGCCGCUGCCGCUUCGACAGCAGCUACAGACAGCAAAUUGUGUGUCACGUGCAAGAAACGCGGUCCAUGGUUUCGAGCUUCUAGUAUGAAGAAAAAGCCAACAACAACUUGUCAAUUGUGUUGGCGAUACGUGUGCUCUUCGUGUCGUUUGAAAAAGACCGUCACGAGUUGUGUCACUAAUACAAGAUGCGACGACCAUCAAAUUUCACACGUCAUACAGCGUAACGUGACACUGUGUAAUGUUUGUGUACACCAAUCGAUGGUCGUGACUAGUGCGCGCGAUGUUGCUCGUGAAGAGAUUGAAGCUGAUCCAAAACGUUGGCAAUAUCCAUCCUCAACGCACGCUCGUGAACGGGUUUCCGAUGGAUAUUUACAAGAACAUAUUCAAGCCCAACUCAGUGGCUCUUCUCGCGUCACAAGUGCGAUUCGUCCUGUGUCCAUCGUAUCGAGCACACAGUAA
Plasmopara halstedii is the source of this 1704-nucleotide messenger RNA. RefSeq names its product Zinc finger, RING/FYVE/PHD-type. Bases 1 to 1704 code for a protein of 567 amino acids. The transcript has a single exon. Lineage: Eukaryota; Oomycota; Peronosporomycetes; Peronosporales; Peronosporaceae. The record is from RefSeq and is a predicted model, not a curated record.